This is a messenger RNA of Zea mays, 1945 nucleotides long. RefSeq names its product splicing factor U2af small subunit B. The transcript has a single exon. Bases 1296 to 1814 code for a protein of 172 amino acids. Gene Ontology annotation, biological process: mRNA splicing, via spliceosome. Gene Ontology annotation, cellular component: U2AF complex. Gene Ontology annotation, molecular function: RNA binding; metal ion binding. Lineage: Eukaryota; Viridiplantae; Streptophyta; Magnoliopsida; Poales; Poaceae. The record is from RefSeq and is a predicted model, not a curated record.
CUCGGGCCCUUCGCCGAAGAGCAGCCAACAGGUAUGCGCACCCCUUCUCUUCCCUUCCCGCUGUGCGAAGCUGAGGACCCAAACCCUAGCUGACACUGUUUUGGCUAUUUGCGUUUCGAUCAGAUCUAAUUUUAGGUGUAUACAUGUAGUAUUAUGCUUUCUAACUUGAUUUUCUUGCAAAAUAAAAACAUGGGUCCGCUCAUCUUCCCUACUGGGUCCGCCUGGCAUAUGUAGGAAUUUUAGCUAUCUUUUAGCCGAUUGAAUCAACUUCUAGAAUCACUACAUAAACUUGUAUUCGUUGAGAUUUAAUUCUUUAGGUUGGUGACAUAUUUUGCCAGAUUACUGGGUAUAUUGUCAGGGUAUAUUGUCAGCUAUAUUAGUCUACUAAUGGAUUUUGCCUUUUCUUGGUGGUAGCUUUAACUGCGAUUUCGGUUGUUUGUUUUGUUUCUAUCAGAUAUUAAUAAUCUAACAUGGUGUGCAACUUAGGUUAAAAUAAAAAAAAAUUGUUGGAUGGAUAAUACAAGGCCUACACCAGAAGGAAUACCCUUUGUGCGACAGGCGAACAACUGUCUCUAUCUCUCUCUGCAGUGUUAUUUGGUUUAUUAUAUGCAGUUGUAGGGGAGAAAACUAAGGCCUGUUCACUGCAGCUAGAAGCAUAGCUGCAGCAGAUGCAGCAGGCUUCUUAUACAGUAUUUGCAGCUUAGAAUUUGCAUUGGCAGCUACAGCUAGCUGCAGCAAACACUCCUAACAAUAAUAGUGGAGAGAGACUUUCACGCUGUUUAAAUUUAGGUGAUUUUGGGAAUUAACUUGCAGAUUUAUUAAUUAUUAUAUAGGUAAAAAGUGUAGUAUCAGUUACUAGGAGCAAGAACUUGCCCUGAUGACACAGUUAUUUUGGUUUUUCUGUUCACUUCUCCUAAUAUUUAACCUUUUGAGUAAGUGUGCAGAUUAGGUCUUAAAAAGGGAUUGCGAUUAAGCUAUUAUUGCCAGAGCCUGAGCUGUAGAAUUUUCCAUUUACACACGUGGCUGUACAGGGGGUAAACUUGCAGGAAUAUUACUUGGUGAUCCUAUAAGAUACACAUGCUGUGAACCCUGAUUUGUUUUAGCUGCUUUUGUUCGUUUUUGUCUACUUAGCCUUGCACACUGAGGACCUUUAUUGAGGUAUUCCUUGAUCCCCAUGGUUCUAUAUAACAAACCAUGAGUUUAUAUCAUUAUCCCUCUAUCUCACCUUAUAUUGAACAUGGUUUUUGAUACUAUUCUUCUUUGUGCUUGAAGGUUGCUGGUCUGCGAGUUGAAUCAUGGCGGAGUACUUGGCUUCGAUCUUCGGCACUGAGAAGGACAGGGUCAACUGCCCUUUUUACUUCAAGAUUGGGGUCUGUCGUCAUGGGGAUCGCUGCUCUCGUCUGCACAAUAGGCCAACUAUAUCACCAACUCUUGUGCUUGCUAACAUGUAUCAGCGCCCUGAUAUGAUAACCCCUGGAGUUGAUGCUCAAGGCCAACCUAUUGACCCUGAGAAGAUGCAGGAGCAUUUUGAGGACUUCUAUGAGGACAUCUAUGAGGAGUUGGGGAAGUUUGGUGAGAUUGAGAAUCUGAAUGUUUGUGAUAACCUUGCUGACCACAUGAUUGGGAAUGUCUAUGUCCAGUUCAGGGAGGAAGAGCAAGCAGCCGUAGCAUACAACGCUCUUCAAGGGCGCUUUUACUCUGGCCGCCCUAUAAUUGUUGAGUAUUCUCCUGUGACCGACUUCCGUGAAGCAACCUGUAGGCAGUUUGAGGAGAACAGCUGCAACCGUGGUGGCUCUGUAAUUUCAUGCAUGUGAAGCAAAUUGGCAGGGAUCUCAUGAGGAAGUUGUAUGGGUGUUCAGCUUCCAGGAGGUACCAUGGGAGAAGCCGAAGCCGAAGCCCGCCACCACAAAGGAGGGGCCACCGUGACCGUGAUGACUACCACCAC